Molecule: messenger RNA, 9025 nt
Organism: Rhineura floridana
Lineage: Eukaryota; Metazoa; Chordata; Lepidosauria; Squamata; Rhineuridae
Gene: PRSS23
Product: serine protease 23
Exons: 2
Coding region: 467-1630 (387 amino acids)
Biological process (GO): proteolysis
Molecular function (GO): serine-type endopeptidase activity
Source: RefSeq, a predicted model, not a curated record
GUUGAGUCACAUGGCGCCUGCGCUGCAGUACCGGCUGCCUGCUCGGGCAGAACUUUUUCGCCGUCUCCCUCCCCCGCCCCCCCAAACCAUCCUCAUCUUCUCUCCGUUGCCCAGAAGGGCGAGAGCGACAGCUUGGAGGAGGAGACGAAAGGGGGCUCCCUGACACCUGCGAGGUGUUGUGGGUUGUUUUUUUUUUGCAAAAAGAGAGAGAUCUGUGCAUUGCAGAGGAGGGGGCAAAAGAUCUGCAAGCCCCACUGCAAAUCGUUUGGUGUGUGGCUGUGCGGAAGGGAUUGCGUUGGGGGGGGGAGCGACGUUUGAACUAGUGGGAAAGAGUCUGACUCUUCAAACUCAGCAGCGCGGCGAACCUGGCAGGGAUGGGACUUCAGUCUCCACCUGUCUGAUUUUUUGUUUUUAAGACUUUGCUCUCAGGAGCACUGAAAACUCACAAUCGGCGCCCGACACAGUUAUGAAGAGAUUUCCCCUCCUACCUUUUCACAGGUCGGCCUUCACCAUGGUCAGUCUGCCCGUUCUUCUCUUGCUCCUGUGGACUGUAAAAGGUGUUAUCUCUGCCAGCUCUCACUGGAAGCCAACCUGGCCAGCUUACAAGCUCCCAGUUGUAGUGCCACAAUCAACCAUUCAUUUGGACAAGCCCCAGUUUGAUGCUGAAGCCAAACUGGAAGUGGUAUCGCCUUGUGGGCCAUCUUGCCACAAGCGUUCCCCUCUCCCGACGUACGAAGAAGUGAAAGACUACUUGUCUUAUGAGACUUUGUACUCUAACGGUUCCCGAACCGAGACAGAAGUCGGCAUCUAUAUUGUUGCCAGCGGAAGCUCAGGGGCACAGAGCAGAUCUCGGACAAAGAGGCAAAUCUAUGGAUACGACACGAGAUUUAGUAUUUUUGGCAAGGAUUUCUUGCUGAACUACCCCUUCUCCACUUCCGUGAAGUUGUCCACCGGCUGCACCGGAACGUUGGUGUCCAAGAAGAACGUCCUCACGGCAGCUCACUGUAUACAUGAUGGCAAAAGUUAUGUCAAGGGAGCCAAGAAACUACGUGUCGGGUUCCUUAGGCCGAAGCUAAAAGAUGGCAGCAAGGGAGUAAAUAUCAGCAGCUCCAACGAGCCGGGAAAAAUGAAAUUCCAGUGGAUCCGAGUUAAACGGACUCACGUCCCCAAAGGAUGGAUAAAAGGGAACGCUAAUGAUAUUGGCAUGGAUUAUGACUAUGCCCUCUUGGAGCUCAAGAAACCUCACAAACGAAAGUUCAUGAAAAUUGGCGUGAGCCCAGCUGCAAGGCAGCUGCCUGGAGGGAGGAUUCAUUUCUCAGGCUACGACAACGAUCGGCCCGGAAACUUGGUUUACCGCUUCUGCGACGUCAAAGACGAAACGUACGACCUCUUGUAUCAGCAGUGCGAUGCCCAGCCAGGGGCCAGCGGCUCUGGAGUUUAUGUCCGGAUGUGGAAGAGGCAGAACCACAAAUGGGAACGUAAAAUUAUUGGGAUAUUUUCUGGACACCAGUGGGUAGACACGAACGGCUCCCCCCAGGAUUUCAACGUGGCUGUUCGCAUCACCCCCCUCAAAUAUGCACAGAUUUGUUACUGGAUCACAGGCAACUAUCAACACUGUAGGGAAGGGUAAAGAGAAUGACCAUCCUUUGCUUAAUUGCUUAUUUCAGGCAGAGUGGGGUGGGGAAAAGGGGGAAGCCAAGCUCUUCUUUCUUGCCAGUGUGCACACUUCUGUUUUUAUAAAUACCUGGAUGCAGGGAUUAAAAGGGAAGCCUGUCUUGUUUGUGAAGAUAAUUUGCAUUGCAUAAGAAGCACACCUAGCCUGGUCCUAGAUACUGGGGAGUCCUGGAAUGCACAUCUAGCCUUGCCCUUAUCCCACAACUUACCUUCUUCUGUGGCUUCCCAGUGCACAUGCCACAGCACAGCUUCCUUCCUUUUGCCUGUCUUCCAUCGUAGGGCAUGUCAGCACUGGAACACAUGGGGAGGGCUGGAGCUGGUCCAAAGGGUCUGCAUCUGACCUUUUCAACCCGCUGCUUCAGGGGUGGACCAGCACCCGACAGUGCACACUGCUGAUUGGCUGGCCCUCAUAUCAAGUCAGGAAGCACAGCGUUGGUGGGGUCUGAACCAUAGCAGGGAUGAUGGCCGAUUAAAAUCUGAAGCAAGGGGCGAGUAAGGACAAGUGUAGCCAUGGGCUUUGGUAUUUUGUUUGUUGCUUUUGCCCUGCUGUUGAUGCUUUCAGUGGCAAAAAUGCAAGCCAAGAAAACCCCUCAACUCCUCUAUAGGAGAUAGCAGAAGACAUGCUACUUUGUGAAUGCUUUGAAUCAGUUGACAUCCCUGAAGAAGGCUUUUUGCCUGAAAUGUGUUUGGCUUCAGCAGCUCUGAUUUCUAUUUCAAGAAGCUAUUCUACUCAGAGGUGUGUGUGUGUCAUGAUUCCGUGGGAGUGCAGAAUAGGUGCAGAAUGUGGUAUUAGCUGCAGAAUUUAAUUUCCUAAGAAUCUCAAGGUAAUUUUAGAAGUGAAUCCACCAUUGAAACACACUCAUUUCUGGCCAUAUGUGCAACUUUCUCCACUGGAUCGAGCUCAGAGGUGGCCUGUUCUGGUUUGCUGUCAAAGCAGGGUUUGCAUAGUGCUGAUUUGUUAGCCAUUGUAUCAAUCAAAAAGCCACCUCCUACUUAAUUGGAGUGGGAUUGCACAGCUCUGUUUGACUGGUCCUUGCAUCAAUUACAAAAUCACCUCUCCCUUCUUAGACUUACACAGUGCUGAUUGGCUGGCCCUUGUCAAUCAUGAAGCCCCGCUCCCUUUCUCAAAAAAGUUUGUAUAGGAUUAAAAAAAUGUGUAAAAAAUGUAUUAGAACUUUUUUAAAAAAGUGCAAUGCAGUUCAACCUCCCUUCUAAAACACAGAGCACAUGGGAGGGGGGUUUGCAAAUAGCCAAUCAGGAUUCCAUCCAGAACCUAUACAUCUGUUGAUGUGCAGAGUUUGUUCUGUAGCAGACAAACAUUGCACCUGUCCUGUUUGCAAGUAUAUCUGUAUGCAACCUCAGCUGUCAUUUGAAACAAAGCAAGUUUCUAGCCCUUAUGGCUGCAGACCAUGAGAAGCAUGAGGCAGUAGCUAUUGACAUCUCUGAAUUGAGGGUAGUGGCUGGUUAUGAUUUCUGGUGGCCAGAGAGUGAGGCUUGGAACCCCAUGAAGCUUUUUGCCCUUUUCUAUUACUAGCUGAAUAAAUUAUUGUGCAAAUAAGAAAAAUCAAGCCAAAUUCCAUCGUUUAUACUGAUUGCAAAAUUCACCUUUUUAAAAUAUUUGUUGUUGUUAUGUGCCUUCAAGUCGACUACGACUUAUGGCGAUCCUAUGAAUCAGUGACCUCCAAGAGCAUCUGUCAUGAAUUUUUUUAUAUACAGAAUUCUUAAUCUUGUUUAGCACAUGUAUGUAUUUUCCAGAAUCAGUUGAGAGUUUCCUUUUCAACAGGGGUGGCCAAAGACAUUUUGCUGCCUGAGGCAGAGCAGAAACACCCCUUGCCCCCCAAAUCAAUAGUACUCAAGGCUAGUUGAGUUAUUUUGGCAUCCGAGGCAGAAAUUCCUCAAAGUGCCCUGGCAGUAAAAAUACCAAAAUACUAAAUUAAGUGACCAACAAUUUGCAGCCCUUUUUUGACAUCAGCUGGUGGCUACCUCCCUCUGUGUAAUGGUAGGGCCGGCCCUUCUCUUUACUGCUGAUAAGGGCAGCAUUAUAACUCAGUGAUAGAAUGCAUGGAACCUAGGAGGUUGCCUUACCCUGAGUAACCACACUGGUCCAUCUAGCUCAGGAGUGGCUCUCCAGGGUCUCAGACAGGGAGCCUCUCCCAGCUCUACCUGGAGAUGUAAGGGAUUGAACCUAGGACCUUCUGUAUGCAGGUCAGAUGAUCUGCCACUGCCCUACAGCCCUUCCCCAAUGGGCGGAGACCUCCAACAACACCGGUGUCAACUCUGGGCAGUUUUGUUCAGGCUGGCAGCAACGUUUCCAAGCUAGUCAGAUUGGCAAUGUUAGGCUGAAGCAGGCAUUGCAGCAGAAGCAGCCACUAACAGUAUUCCUUCUUUUCCUUUCACUCAUUUGAAGGAAAUACUCCAGAGUACCCGCAUGUCAACAUUGAUUUCAGAAGUAAAAUUACUUGAGUUGACACCUCUCAAGUGCUGCCUGCUGUGAGGGAUAUGUUACAUUUAUUUAUGCUUGUUCUUUGCUUUGCCUUAUGGUUUUGCCUUCCCUCUUGUCUUAGCCCUAACUUCUCCACUGGAGAAGCAACUGGGCAGCAGGCAAGUGUUAGUUGUUUUGUUUCGUUUCAAAUGCAGACUAUCCCUUAGGAUACAAACUGAGAAGUGCGUUUGAGACUUCACAAACCAAGAUGGCAAAAUCCCAUUGGUUGCAUCCAACUAAAUUCUACUCGCCAUAGACCCAUCAGAAUUAAUAGACCUAAGUUAGUCAUAUCCAUGAAUUUCAAUAGGUCUACUUUGAGUAGAACUAACAUGGGAUACAACCUUCUCUCUCCAGAUGUCAGAUUACUAUUAUCGUCGUCAUCACUGUUACUAAUUUUUUUAAUGGCCUUUUACACAAUCGUCUCAAGGAGAUGUAGAAUAAAAACAGCAAAAAACAGUAAAAAGACACAGAUACAUUUUAAACAAAACAAAAACAAUACCACGUAGACACCCAUGAAAGAGACUCAUUCAUCCAGCUGGGAAAGCCUGUCGGAACAAAAAUGUCUUUAAUCGUUUGCAGAAAGUGGAGAUGGAGCACGCUUAUUGUAUCUCGGAGGGAAUGCUAUUCCACAGGACUGGGCAGCCACCCUGAGAGCCCUGCUCUGAGUUACUGUGGAGCAGGCUUCUGAUCUUCGGAACUUGCAGAGACAUUCUCCACAGUGACCUCUUGGGGUUUUACAGGACAUGACGCAGUCUUGGAAGCUGAGCUUGUGUCUUGCAAUGCGCAACAUCAGGAUGGUGAACCAUGUAUCUGUGUCAGAAGGAGAGCCAAUAGGGAAAAGCUCUGCAUCUGUCUGUUGUUCAAGGCAGCAAGCAUCCUAUCAGCUUCCAUUCAUCAUGCCUUCAGAUGGAUGCAUGCCGGCUGGGCCUUGCCCCAGUCGUUAUAAACUGGCAGUUGCUCAGAUGAUUUCUGCCACUGUAACCAGCUGAGUUCAGACAUUGGGCCAAGUCAUAUAGGGGAGCAUAUCUGGUUUCAUUUCCUGUCUGCACAGCACUCCCACUUAUAUGGUGCUGCAACUUCCAAGGUGCAGCGAUGGCCGGGACAAUGGUUUGUCAAGACAGACGUCACACCUAUUGAUAGUUGGCACACACCCAUGCUUUGCAAACGUGUCAAGCCAUGAAUUGCAUGGGGUCUAUGACAACAAAGUCAGGCCAUGCUGAAUGUUGGUCCUUCACACUUCUUCUUUUUUUAUAUAAAAAAUAUAGGCUUUAACCAGUGCUACUAUAGCCCUCCUCAGGGUAGAAAUUAAUGAACACGGCUAAUUUAGGUUCAUUAAUUUUAGUGGGGCUGCUCUGACUAUGGCUAGUAUUGGAUACAACUCUUUUUGCAAAUAUAACAAAAAUAAAUAAAUGGCCAGCUGAUAUUGACCAUAAGAAUAUUGUAUCAAUCCUAAAUUAAAUGUAUACAUUCGUAUAGGCAGUUCAUAUGUCCAAACAGUAUCUGAAUGAGAUUGAUGAUUAUAAGCCAUGCCUUCAAAUGCAGAAAGGGCAGUUCUCCCUCGCGCUUGAGGGCGAGCCCCCUCCCCAGACAUGUCAACACCCUGCUGUAUCCUAAAUUCAGUUUUUUGGCUGGGCCCCAUUGUUAAUUCACGGGUGACCUGGAUUGGUAGGCCAAAUGUUGAUUUUGCCCAGGCCAGGAGCAAGCAGGUGAUCAACAUGACUUUUUGCAUGGCUACUGCAUGGGAACAUUGUCACGAAAGUAGGCGCAGGGGAUGAAAGCCAGGUCCUUUGAAGUAAAGAGUUUGGCCCACAAUAAUUUGGUAAAAUGAUCCAGGUGGCUGACGCUAGGUGAACCAAGCUACCGGUAGAGAUGGGGGAGCCAUUUGGUCCACAUUUUAACGUGGGCAUACCUACUUUGUACUCCCCCAAACAAUACAUGGGCCUAACUGCAGCUGUCUUUUGAAACCCUCGCUUCUCCAAAUUUUGCGAUGCCGUUCUCCAACCCAAAACAUAUAUAAGGGGCAAGUACAUACACACAUUUGUAUAUUGAUGAAGCUAACGUUAAACAUGCAUUAUAUUAGGGGGGCUGGCUUGCACAAAUGCAUAUACGAGACAAAAAAGUGUGUGCAAAAUACAUAUAUUAGGAGAAAUGGACACAAGUCUGGUGUACAGAUUUUUGUGCAAGCUUUUCUAUACAUAAAAAACCACCUUUACACACUGAUGUGGAAAUGGUGUGAACUGAACUUAAGACUGGAAAAAUUAGAAAUAAAUAUUGAUAGGUUUGUCUGUCCCUAGCUGGAGGUACGAGACGAGGAACAUUCCUCCCCUGCUUCUACACUGCUAUGCAAUCUUACCCAGGGAGACACUUUCCCCAAACCCUGCCUGUGGCCUUCAGUGCUGAUUGACUCAACCACUUUGAGCUUGGGGUUCCCACCAACUUAAUAAGAACUGGUGUUAAAGUGCUGCUGUGGAUAUUACAUACAUGAUUUGUUGCACAGACAUUGCGCUGCCCCACACUGCAAAAAUGAGGGAACACCCACACCUCCAGCUGGUUCCCCUUCCAUCUGGCAAGAACGGAAGAAAAAGGUUGCAAGGAACACUUUGCAAAUCAGGGGCAGUGGAUGUUGAAGCACAGCGUCUGAAAAUUCAAAGUGUCCUGGGGAUGGGCACUGCCUCUGUCUAGAUCUCCUACUUCAGUUGCAGCUGAUAACUGAAAUAGACAGGAACCUAGGGACCACGGCCUCUAAGAGCCUAGCAACAAUGGGGCACAGAGCUCCAAAGUGGCGAGAGAGGGUGUCGUUUACAGGGGAGAAGCAAUUAAGCUUUUGUAACUCCAGUCCUCAGCUCAGAUUCCCAGACAAAUGUUUGACACAUUGGGAUGAAAAAGGUUGGAGGUGGGGAAGAGAUGGCCAGAUAAGAGGUUGAGUACCCAUCACUUUUUCUAUGUAGACAUAUGUGCUAUCACCACCUAGUAUCCUUAGCUGGUGGGUCUCAUGGCCAAUGAUAAUGUGUGCCACAGUUGGUGUCUACCAUCUUAGUUUUCUCAAAAUAACAUGUCCCAGAACUGCUGUUGCUCCGUAGUAUUGUGGGUUAAAUAUAUAUAUAUAUGGGUGUUAUGCUACCACAAAAACAUGGUAGCUCCUACUGGCAGGCACCACGUUUUUGUGGCAGGAGCCAUUUUAUUUGCUACAGAGCAAUGGGAAUGUCAAAGCAUUGCAUUUUGGGAAAACUAGGAUGGAGGACAUGAACUGCAGCCACCAGGGGCCCAACAGAUGACACCCUUCCAAGGACCUCCCAGUUGGGUUUAGUUUAGAUUAUUAAAUGUAUUUAUUGCAUCACACAACCAACAGGAGUCUCAAGGCAAUUCACGAGAAAUGUAAUAUACAAAAUUACAUAAUAAAAUAUCAGUAAAACCCAAUGGAAAUAUACUAAAAGUGUUCGUCCAAAAUCCCCCAGAACAAGAAUGUUCACCCACACCCAACAGAAGAACAGAUGGCAGAAACAGCCACUAUAAGCCAGACAUUAAUACUGUUCAAAUGCCAGAGAAAAUAAAAACAUUUUUGCCUAGCUAAAUUCGAGGUGUCGGUUCAUCCCCUCAUUAAUCUGAGUGAUCACUGCAUUCUGCAGAAGAGGGCCUCUUGCCGAUACCAUCUCAUCAGGAAGUCCAUUCCAUACGAUGUCUGAAUUGGGCCUCUAGUGUGGUGUCACCUAACCUUGGGAACUCCCUGCCAUUAAAUAUCACACAGGCACCAUCUCUAAUGUCUGUUUUUGAUACCUGUUGAAGACCAUCCUUUUCCAAGCCUUUUAAAUGGAGUUUUUUUUUUUUUAUCCCAGUCUGUAUUGGACUUGAAAACAUUUUAUGCUUUUAUCAUUAAAUCAUUUCAGGAUGUUUUAUGGGCAGACAUUCAUAAAAUAAAUAGAGUUGGUGCCAGACAAGCUUCCCUGGACAGAGCAAUUCCAUAACUGUGUAGCAGCAAAGGCUGGCCUAUUAGGGCAAAUGGGGCACUGCCCCACUAACUUCAGUCUCCACUAAGUCCCCAUCUACUGAUCUAUUAACAUCCAGUCCAGGGGUGGUCCUGGCUGUCCUCCUCCUCCUCCUCAGUCUGUGUUGCCCUGUAGAACUCAGCAGUGAAGAGGAUGGGGGCAAAACUAGGAUCAGUUGUCUCUGCUUGUCAUUGGCUCAGGCUUCACCAGUCGCAAUGGACACCAGCCGUCACUGCCUUAUAGCCAAACGUGCUUGCAGAUGGCGCCGUCGUUCUCUGUGCUGCUUUGCAAUUGUUUGGCAGAGACUGAAGUCUGCUGAUGGACCAGACUGAUGAUCCAAUCGAGCAGAGCUUUUCACCAGUGUGGUAGACUACGCCUGUAAUGAGAUGAAUUAGAAUGUCUCAGGUGAUAAGUUUUUCUUUUCCUGUGUUUUGUGUGCAUUUCAUUUUAGAACACUUUCACCUUUCCUCCACCCUACUGAUGUCAAGGGUGUUAAUGGUGCUUUAUUUUUGCAGUCAUGGUUCCUGUUUAGAAAGCCAAAACAGCUUCUUGACAUGUUCAAAUAUCAGGUGUAGCUUUCACACAGAAAUGGGACCCCAUACUGGGUCUACUUUUCUGGUGCACUCUGGCACAUGCAAUCACUAAUGCUUUAAAAGGAAAUAUGAUGGGGGGGACUUUUCUGUAUCUGACAAAACGAUAUCCACUUCCUUUAUUUGGAGACACCUGACUUCUUUGUUCACUGGGGCACGCCUGUUUUUCAAUGUAUCACAGCAAAUCAAGAGAAUUAAUGGGACUUCAGCAAAGAGGAUUUUGUACAUGUUUAUAUGUAUCUGUCAGAAAGGCAAACGUUCAUUGUGAUUCUACUUUGUAAGGAGUUUCAAAUACA